AUGGAUAAGCUAAUAUCAUGCAACAAGAUCAAAUUGACUGUUGUUUUGGUGGGAGGUUUAUGCUCUCUAGCAUUAUAUCAUAUGAAAAAGAAAAUAAAAUUUUCUCAAUUUCUAUUUUCGAAAAAAUGGUUUAGCGAAUUUUCAUUGAUGUGGCCAGGACAAGCAUUUAGUCUGGAAAUAAAAAAAAUUAUUCACCAAGCCAGAUCGAAAUACCAAAAUAUAUUAGUCUUUGAAAGUACCACUUUUGGGAAUGUAUUAGUGUUGGAUGGUGUAAUCCAAUUAACAGAAAAAGACGAGUUCGCUUAUCACGAAAUGAUGGCACAUAUACCAAUGACAAUUGCAAAAGAGCCCAAGAAUAUUUUAGUUGUAGGAGGAGGUGAUGGAGGAGUAAUAAGAGAAUUAUGUAAAUAUAAAACUGUUGAAAAUAUAGACAUUUGUGAAAUAGAUGAAAUGGUUAUAGAUGUAUGUAAAAUGUUUUUUAAAAAUAUUAGUUGUGGUUUUGAAGAUAAAAGAGUAAAUGUGUUUAUUGAAGAUGCUAGUAAAUUUUUAGAAAAUGUAACGAACACAUAUGAUAUUAUAAUAGUAGAUAGUUCAGACCCCAUCGGGCCUGCGGAAUCUUUAUUCAACCAAGAUUUUUAUGAAAAAGUAUACCAUGCACUGAAACCCAUUGGUUAUUGUGUUGCGCAGUGCGAAUCUUUUUGGAUACACGUAGGAACAAUAAAAAGUAUGAUGGGAUACGCGAAAAAAUUAUUUAAAAAGGUAGAAUAUGCAAAUGUUUGUAUUCCAACCUAUCCGUGUGGAUGUAUAGGCUUACUGUGCUGCUCCAAAUCAGACACAGGUAUGUCAAAACCAAUCAAAAAAUUAGAAACAAAGGAAUUUUUAGAUUUGAAAUAUUAUAGUUAUAAAAAUCAUAGCGCAUCAUUUAGGUUACCAUCAUUUGUUUUAAAGGAGAUUGAAAAUGUCUAA
Messenger RNA from Plasmodium malariae, 966 nucleotides. Its product is annotated as spermidine synthase, putative. The transcript is spliced from 4 exons. Lineage: Eukaryota; Apicomplexa; Aconoidasida; Haemosporida; Plasmodiidae. Gene Ontology annotation, cellular component: cytosol. The record is from RefSeq and is a predicted model, not a curated record. Gene Ontology annotation, biological process: spermidine biosynthetic process. Gene Ontology annotation, molecular function: spermidine synthase activity. The coding region runs from base 1 to 966 and encodes 321 amino acids.